Molecule: messenger RNA, 2448 nt
Organism: Ustilaginoidea virens
Lineage: Eukaryota; Fungi; Ascomycota; Sordariomycetes; Hypocreales; Clavicipitaceae
Exons: 5
Coding region: 1-2448 (815 amino acids)
Biological process (GO): transmembrane transport
Molecular function (GO): oligopeptide transmembrane transporter activity
Source: RefSeq, a predicted model, not a curated record
AUGGGUCUCAAGGAACGCUUGGGACUCAAGUCCCCCGAGACAACUGCUCAGACAACUGCUCAGACAACUGCUCAGACAACUGCUCAGACAACUACGGAGACAACCGCCAAGACCUCUGGUGCUGAUAUUCUUCCCGAUCCUGAAGGCACAGAGCGGGAACUGCGUCGGUUCCGGCGCCAGCAUCAGUGGGAUCCCUUCUUGGACAUCGACAAGCUCGAUAACAUUGACGAUGCAAUUGCCUCGGGCAAUGCCGAGAAGGAGGCCGCCGUCGACGAGUCGUUGAUCCAGGAAGAUUCGCCUUACCCAGAAGUCCGCAAUUCGGUCCCUCCCACCGACAUUGAUGUUCCUGUAAACACCAUCCGAGCUUGGACUAUCGGCGCUUUGCUUUGCACCAUUGUUGCUGCUUGCAAUGUUCUGCUCAGCAUGCGUCGCACUCCCAUUUCCAUCUCCUCCACUGUCGUCCAGCUCAUCUCGUACCCGAUAGGCUGUGCCUGGGCCAAAUUUGUCCCAGCCAAGUCUUUCAAGAUCUUUGGCCGUACCUUUGAGCUCAAUCCUGGGCCUUUCAAUGUCAAAGAACACACCAUCAUCACCAUGAUGACUGCGGCUGGAAGUUCUCUCAGUUAUGCCAUUGAUAUUCUCCUCGCUCAGGAAAUUUUCUACAAGCAAGAAUUCAGAUGGGGAUUCCAGAUCCUUCUCAUGGUCUCAACCCAGGCCAUGGGUUUCGGUGUUGCCGGGGUUGCGCGGCGAUUCCUGGUCUGGCCUUCCUCCAUGGUCUGGCCUGCGACCCUCAUCACCUGCACCGUCAUGUAUUCGCUCCACGACCACGGCGCAUCUGACCCUUCUGCAACCAACGGAUGGAAGAUUGGCCGAUACAGCUUCUUCCUCAUUGUUGCAGCCAGCACUUUUGUGUGGGAGUGGUUCCCUCUGGUUAUUGCACCCUUCCUGAGCUACUUCAUGUGGCCUACUUGGAUUGCGCCUUCGAAUGUUGUGGUGAACCAGAUUUUCGGGGGCAACACCGGUUUCGGACUCAUGCCCAUGUCGUUUGACUGGUCCACAGUCACGGCCUUCCUGAACUCGCCACUGCAGACUCCUGCCUUUGCCAUUGCCAAUGUUCUCGCCGGCAUCGUCGUCAUGACCAUUGGCGCGGCCGGCCUGGCCUUUGCUGGACCCGACUAUUACCGCUAUCUCCCCAUCAGCGCCAAUCAAAACUUUGAUCGAUACGCGCAACCGUACCAAACCAAGCUUAUUCUCAACAAGGACUUUACUGUCAACGAGACUGCGUACCAAAAUUAUUCUCCCAUCAUCUUGGGCCCGACAUUCUCCAUCUCGUACGGUAUGGGGUUCGCUGGUUUAAUGUCCACUAUUAUGCAUAUUGUUCUCUUCUACGGAAAGGAUGUCUGGAACCGCGCCAAGGAUUCCCAGUACGAUGAGCCGGAUGUGCAUAUGAAGCUAAUGCGCAAGUACAAGGAAGCCCCAGAAUGGUGGUUUUCCAUCAUUUUCGUGGUCAGUUUUUCCUUUGGUAUGAUUGCCUGCCAGGUUUGGGAGACUCAUCUGCCGUGGUGGGCAUACAUUGUCUGCAUCUUGAUUGGUGCCGUCCUUUUCAUUCCCAUUGGCAUGGUCCAGGCCAUCACAAACCAGCAAACCGGUUUGAACAUCAUUACCGAGAUGAUCAUAGGCUACAUGAUGCCAGGCCGCCCCGUUGCCAUGAUGUUGUUCAAGAGUUAUGGCUACAUGCUUUCGUUCAAUGGCCUCAACUACAUCUCGGAUAUGAAGGUGGGACAUUACAUGAAGAUUCCUCCCCGAAGCAUGUUCGGCGCCCAGGCCUUUGCUGUCAUCUGGCUGUCCUUUGUCCAGAUCGCCACUUACAACUUCCUUCGCGGCAACAUCCAUGAGAUUUGCACCUCCCAUCAAGCCCAGGGCCUGACAUGCCCCAACGCCCGAACCUUUUACAACGCCAGCGUUAUCUGGGGAGUCAUUGGCCCGAAGAAGGUGUUUGGUGCUGGCGGCCUAUACUCUUGGACAAACUGGUUCUGGCUAAUUGGAUUUGUCUUGCCCGUCAUUCAGUACCUGGUUGCUCGGAGAUAUCCCCGCAGCUUUGUUCGCUACAUUGUGACUCCGGCCCUCUUUGGCGCAGCCGGAAUGAUCCCUCCUGCUACUCUCUACUUCCUCUUCCAAUGGGUCAUUGUCGGUCUGGCUUUCAACCUGGUCAUUCGCAGAAUGUUCUUUGGCUGGUGGAGCCGUUAUACCUACGCCUUGUCCGGUGCUUUGGACAUUGGCACUGCGCUCUGCACUGUCGUUUCCGGCCUUGGCCUUGGCCUUAGCGAGACUGAUUUCCCGUCAUGGUGGGGGACCCAGGUAUGGCAGAAUACCUUGGAUUAUACCGCUACUGCUGUUACGAAGGAGUUCAUUGAGAAUGUCACCAAGCCUCUUGGACCCGACAGUUGGUGA